Molecule: messenger RNA, 714 nt
Organism: Fraxinus pennsylvanica
Lineage: Eukaryota; Viridiplantae; Streptophyta; Magnoliopsida; Lamiales; Oleaceae
Source: the annotation of a GenBank genome assembly
AUGGGGCCAAGAUGGAAAGGAAAGGGGGCAGAAGCUAAAGCACUAGCAGAUCCCAUGUCAAAAAUAGUAUCCCAGCUUCGAUUAUCUUUCAUUGAGUCUGAUUUGCAAGGAUUGCUCUCGGGUUGUAUUGUACUUCUUGAAGCAAACGCAGAACAGACUGACCUUCUAAACCGGGCGUGCUUUGGUCGCCCCAUCGUCAAUGCUGAUAAGGAUAAGCAGUGGUUUCAACUGAGUAUGGAGGAAGCUUUUUACCUGUGCUUUGCACUAAAGUGUGUUAAGAUUAUAUGUAAUGAUAAGUGGUUAAAGAAUGAUGAAGAGUUUUGGAGUUGCAUGACACCUAAGAGAGCUAAUUUUCAUAACCUGUGCAUAGCUUAUUCUCAUCUUCGAAUGAAGAACUGGGUGGUGAGGUCGGGAUCACAAUUCGGUGUAGACUUUGUCGCCUACCGUCAUCAUCCUGCUUUGGUGCAUUCUGAAUAUGCUGUGCUUGUUUUAUCCGGGAAAGAUGAGAAUACAAAUGGUCGGUUGAGGGUUUGGUCAGAUUUCCAGUGCACGCUUCGACUUUGUGGCAGCGUUGCAAAGACAUUGCUGGUUCUAUACAUUAACAAAAAUGGCAAUGGUGUUGUGUUUCCUUCAUGUUUAGAGAAUUACAGUGUGGAAGAGAGAAUGAUCACCAGGUGGAAUCCCGAGCAAAGCAGGGAAAAUGGAACCAAGUAA